Messenger RNA from Nematostella vectensis (starlet sea anemone), 4744 nucleotides. RefSeq names its product folliculin-interacting protein 1. Gene Ontology annotation, molecular function: protein-folding chaperone binding; ATPase inhibitor activity. The record is from RefSeq and is a predicted model, not a curated record. Lineage: Eukaryota; Metazoa; Cnidaria; Anthozoa; Actiniaria; Edwardsiidae. The coding region runs from base 97 to 3063 and encodes 988 amino acids. The transcript has 25 exons. Gene Ontology annotation, cellular component: cytoplasm.
GUAGCCCCGUCAUGUGACUAGCGGGUUUCGGUGUGUGGGUUACGUUCGGCUAUGGUGGACAAACUCGAUAAUGCUGAUAUUAAAUAAUACAGCACCAUGUUUGCGAAAAUAUUCUCUUUUAGCCAUAGAAAAACUGGAAAAAAGGCACUCGAAAAUGAUCUGGAAACUACCUGGCUUUUAGACUCGCAAAGUGCAUUCCCCCUCUUGGAACCCAGUGACAUCCGGGUAUUAGUGUUUAGAGAUUGUGACAGAAAAGGGAAGACAUUGUUAUUCGACUCAAAAGUCGCAAACAAGCAAAAUGAAAACUCACAGGGAUCAUCUUCAGCUAAGAUACCAACUGCCGAUACCACCAAGAAAACUACACCAGGAAAAUCAGAUGAGGGAAAAUGCCCCAGAUCAAAACCACCACACAAGAGCCGCAAGCCAAGCCAUGAUUCUAAGAUGCUUGGUGAGAUGCUGUUUGGAUCAGUUGCCAUGGCUUACAAAGGGUCAACUGUGAAAGUUCAUCUUAUAAGGUCUCCUCGCCAGCUUCUUCUAUCAAAAGUCUUUGCUCUGAAGCCAAGGCUAAUCAUACCUCAUUGCUGCAGUGAGCCGAACAUGGGAAGCUACACGAGCAACACAAGCCUGAACACUGACUCCAUCCUGGAUGAUAGCAGCAGUCGCAUUGAGACAGACUCUGUAUCGCUGUCAUCUCAGAACGGCAGCCCUAAAGAUGCAAGUCUGCUGAUGGCUACGUCACACCCCAUGGCCGUGCCAGGGACACCAGCUAUCCCUAUAGAACCUGAGGAGGACAGUGGAUUCAUGGCUUCUAUAGACAGUAAUUCUUUUGCUGGAAGCAUGACAUCUCUUUACACCCCUUCCUCUUCUCCAUGUGGGAGCUUCCAACGGCGACUUUAUCGAAGUCAGGUGACGAGUAUUGACAGUGGCUUCAACAGUAGAAAGAGGGAUGAUGUCGGAGAGAUGUCACCUGUUCUGAGACGACAACCAAAGAUUGGUUUGGGGAUUAUUUUUCCUCUUAGUGAUAGUGAAGAUAAAAGCAGGGUUUUGCAGGGCUAUUUCUUUUCUCACUUCCCUCUGUUGGAGUCCCAUGUACAUCGGCUCAGAGUAGCUGUGGAAAGUGCUGCUUUCUCUAAAAAGUCCUUCUCUUCCCUUGUUGAAGAGGCUGUCGAGAAUUUCUGCAAGGAAAUAUGUGGUGAGCUUGUUGCUCCUCGAUUAAAGGAACCAGUUUGGUUGAACAUGAUGACAUUCCAGGAUCACAGAACAGAGUUAUGUGAGAAGUUCAUGGACCAAUUCAACACAUGUCUUAGUCAGUGCAAUAAUAGAGAGACCAGCUUCUUCUUGGCUUCCCUUCUUACUGCGGUGUUGACCCAUCAUCUUGCCUGGGUGCCGACGGUGAUGCCAGCAGGAGCAGCCCCCAGUAGAACCUACCUUGAUAAACACUCCUCUAAAACGCUUGAUCUUCUUGCCCAGUCACAUCCUUACAACCCGUUAUGGGCCCAGCUCAGUGAUUUGUAUGGUGCAAUCGGCUCACCGCUCAAGCUAUCACGCACAAUCGUCGUCGGAAAAAAUAGCAAACUAGUCAACCAAGUUAUCUAUAUUCUAAGCUACUUCAUUCGCUGCACCGAGGUCUUCGAACACACAAUCCACUGUAAGGAGCCCUUACAAACAAUUGCGGAUGUGAACAUAGAAUCUUGCUGUUUCUGUAAAGGUGAUAUCACCGUGUUACAUGAACAUAACAUUUGCUCUUCUUGUAUGGAGGAGAGCGGAAUUGGUAUAUGUGCAGUGUGCAGAAAAAUUACGCUACAAGAACUGGACUCUUCGAAAUAUAUUUCUGGUAAAUCUACUUGCUCAUUGGAUCAAAUUCUUGGAAUUCCAACGUGCGUGAAGUGCGGCUUGCUUCAAAGAGCUUUUGACGAUCAUGAAAUCAUCCGAACAAAUAGUAUGAAUGGUAAUAGUGGAUGCUUGCCAAAAUGGGCUGUUGCUAAGGAGUUUAGACAUUUUCAACGGGAUUUAAGUUACUGUGAACGUAGUGAAACAUUUCGUUGCUAUUGCUGUGAGAAGCCAGAAAGGGAGAAAUCCUCAUUUACGUGUUAUUGUCCUAAUGAUAACUGCGUUCACAAAUCAUUCGAGCAGGACUCGAGUCAUUGUAACGACCUUCCUAAUGAACCCAUCGAGAAUUUCACAACAUUUAUUAAACUAUUAUCACACGAUAUGUUUUGCAAACGAGUGGAGUGCAAGUGUGACAAAGAGGAUAAUCAGGAUUCCUUAGAAUCCAAAGACGCAUCGUCUGGUGAAACCGUAGCAUCAUAUGGGCGCAGUGGGUCGGCGGAUUCAGGUUUUCAUCAGAUGAACUCGGAGUGCGUCACCCCAGGGCGGAGAGCUGCUAGUAUUGAUCAGCUUAGUGUUGAUACCUUGGAAAAUGUGGAAGAGUUCGGUCCAGAGGAACUUGCGAUGCUAGGAAUGGCUUUAAGUCCAGAAUCUUCUGAAAACCCCAGCAAGUGCCUUUGUAGCGACCUGAAGAAGUCAAACAGUUUUGGAAGAAGUCUGUUUGCAGGGUUUUCCGAGACGUAUCACCCUGAUUUCGUCCUUCAGGGUCUACCAAGCAAAGACUUCCUACCCAGUCUGUACGGCGAUCUACGACUCUCCCUUCAGCACUCUGUCAUUGAUGAUCCAGUCACGGAAGCAGUUUGCAUUAUCGCCGAUACCGACACCUGGACCUGUGAACUGAUUUCAGCCAAUAAAAGCAAACGAAACUCCUCGAGCGAGGCUGUGACGGUACAGCCCAUUGAAGUCUCCAAUCUUAUCUUCUCCAUGCUGUCAUCUGUCAGUGGUCUCUCAGAUGUCAGGAUGUCAGCAGAGUUUUGUCUCAUGCAUUUGGAGGAUAGACUGAAAGAAAUCUACCUGAAAAGCAAGGUUGUUUCUGAAUGGCUGCGUGAUCGAAAAAGGCCUAUUACUAAGCCUGAGCUCGCAAAGACCCUUGGAAUUGAUGACAGCGACAUGAUGCUACUGCUGGCGGUAGCAAGUGCGCAUGCGCCGCAAGGAGUUGCAUGCAUCAGGCACUGAAAAAUACUUCGUCUCUUCACGUUCCAGACAUCACACUAGUCGGUUAACAGAUGCAAUGGCAAGUCUUCACGACACAUAACACUGUACGCGGUGCCUUACAGGGAAACAGAUGCAGUUGCGCGAAGCAACCCCAGUCACACUCGCUUGAAACAUUUGGGACGUUCUCAACUUCGCGUUUACACUAAGUUAAAACACAAGCUACCUAUAUUGUAUAUAUUCAACUGUUACCAUCUUGGUUCAUCCAAUAUUGUACAUUCUAGAAAUCCUAAGAAUUCUUGCAAUUGAGAUUAUGAGCUUCUCUCCAUGAUCAUCCUCCUAUAAAACACUAUUCGACACGUCCACAUAUAAGUGGAACUGUUUUAGCCGCUACUCUUUUAGAGAUUCUCGAACGGAUUUGUGUGACGAAAGGUGACGAAUCUUCAAUCAGAAAUUCAUUAUUCCAACCUUGAAAACGGUUGUCAAUCAACCAUUUCUUUGUUAUAAAUUCACGUGCCAUGGAAACCCUGACAUGGAAACGUACCUCAACUUACGUCAUGCAGCGCGCGCUUCGUUUGGUGCAAACCUGAAAAGGCGCGCGCUGCAUUCUGGUAGUUGGGGUGGGUUUCUAUUAUAAUGCGCGCGCAAACUUAUAGCUGGAAUGGCCUAUUAUUGGCUCCAGAAUCUUAUAAAGCAGGAGCUUUUUCUAGUUCCAGAAUUUAGCAAAAUUUUUUAUUUGCUCAGCAAGUUUACUGAAAAGAUAGUUUUGGACUGAGAUCUUAAAGCGAGUUUGGUUUAAGAGAGUUCUAAUGUGUCUCCAACGGCGAACUUCUCCUUUUCAAGGUCCAGAGGGUUUAUAAAUUUGUGCAUAUUUGUAAUUUAUAGAUGUGCCAAUGCAUGCAAUCAGGGGCCGGUUUCUAGAAAACAGGUUAGCGCUAACCCAGGAAUAAAUACGGCUAUCUCGACAUUUAAUUGGAUAAAAAUGACAUAUAGUAUCCUGGGUGCCAGAGGCUUGUCGCGAAAGUUUCUCAUGCACGCCCGUUUGCCCGUCGGAAUUCGUUCGUCGCGCUUUCGGUUUUUCGGCGGCGCGAGAGCCUCUGGAACCCCGGAUAAAAAAUAUUAACAUAAAACACAGCCCGAACAAGCAAACUUAAUUUAUUGACGCCAGAAGUCCGCAUAUGGACUUAGAAGUAUACAAGUAUAAGAUUUCUUUUUUAAUCAUCCAUGUCAUAAUUUCUCAGGCUAAGUGCAAACUUCGUAUCUUCCAUGAGCCUUAUUUAAUGCAAAUGCAUGCAAAUGAAGUUGAAACAAUCGACUCGAUUCAUUUGCAGGCAUUUGCAUUGAAUACGGCUCAUGGAUAAUACGACGUUUGAAAUUAACCUUAUUGUAUUUCCAUAAAAGAGUGGGAAUAUGGAGCUCAAAGCAACGGCAGGAGGGAGGGGGAGGGCAAUGUGUAGGGGUUCUCUAGCUAGGCUUGUGAUGGUGGGGAUGAAAACCCGUCAUCCCUUGCUUUAGUGGAGGGUAAAAAAAAGAGCCAUCAGGCUUAGUUCAAACGUCGGAUUAUCCAUGAGCCGUAUUCAAUGCAAUGAAUCAAGUCGAUUGUUUCAUCUUCAUUUACAUUGAAUACGACUCAUUGAUAAUACAACGUUGAACUUAGCAUUAUAUAUAUGAAUAAAAGAUAAGUACUUUAUGUGCUAUUCUGUAA